Onthophagus taurus is the source of this 1687-nucleotide messenger RNA. RefSeq names its product cdc42 homolog. Gene Ontology annotation, molecular function: GTP binding; GTPase activity. The record is from RefSeq and is a predicted model, not a curated record. Lineage: Eukaryota; Metazoa; Arthropoda; Insecta; Coleoptera; Scarabaeidae. Gene Ontology annotation, biological process: small GTPase-mediated signal transduction.
GGCCGUAAUUUUACAAAUCUACCAACAGAGGUCGCUCGGACAGGUGUAGAAGUGGUGUGGUUUGUGUAUACGUAUACGCAGCCCGAUAAACAUCAUCAAAAACCCCAUCAUGCAGACGAUUAAAUGUGUCGUCGUCGGUGACGGAGCCGUUGGUAAAACCUGCCUUUUAAUAAGUUAUACAACAAAUAAAUUUCCUUCCGAAUAUGUACCAACUGUGUUCGAUAAUUAUGCAGUUACUGUUAUGAUUGGUGGAGAACCCUACACAUUAGGUUUAUUUGAUACAGCAGGUCAAGAAGAUUAUGAUAGGUUACGGCCGUUAAGUUACCCCCAAACUGAUGUUUUUUUGGUGUGUUUUUCUGUUGUAAGUCCCUCAUCGUAUGAAAACGUCAAAGAAAAAUGGGUACCGGAAAUAACGCAUCACUGUCAAAAAACACCUUUCCUAUUAGUUGGAACACAAGUGGAUCUUAGAGACGAUGUUACAACAAUUGAAAAAUUAGCAAAGAACAAGCAAAAACCAAUAUCAGUAGAACAAGGUGAAAAAUUAGCGAAAGAGCUAAAAGCGGUUAAAUACGUCGAGUGUUCUGCCUUAACGCAAAAAGGUCUUAAAAAUGUAUUCGAUGAAGCGAUCCUAGCAGCGUUGGAACCCCCAGAACCAGCAAGACGCAGGAAGUGUGUCUUCCUCUAAGGUUUCAUUUCGAAAAGAAAAAAAAACGUAAUAAGGAUUUGCUUCUGAUUAUUAUUAUUUUUUUCUAGACUUUUUUUACGCAAGUAUUUUUUGAACACUCUUUAGAUAAGUCUGUGUACUUCCAGUUUUUUUGUUCUGUUCAGUUAUAUUUAGAAAAAAACUUAAAAUACCAACAUAACAAAGGAAAAAGGUUAAGCUCAAAAAAACCAGUUCGAGAAAGUGAUUUUUAUUGGUUCGGUUUAAUUAAUAAUAAUUAAUUAGUAUUGUUUUGUGCUCAUCAUCAUCACGGAAGCCGGAAACUAAAAAAGUUGAAAAAAAAAAGAUUAUAACUUAUAUAUACGAAUAUAAUAUAGAAAUGGUGCUCCUAAAAAAACGCGGCGAUGAGAAUGAAAAAGAUAUAAUUAAAUUGGAACGUUUUUUUUAAAUAAUGCGCGAGGAAACAAGAUCACAGUCUGACUAAAAAAGAAACAUAAAAACCUAAAAAUAUCUAAUAAUAAUAAUAAUUUUUGUACGGAUAAGGUAUAUAAGAAUAUGUAAAUAUUUACACAAAAAGAAAAAUUACUGUACGGAUACAGAGAAUGCGAGAGUCGUGCCUAUUUACAUUUUACUAUUACACACAAAAUAUUCUUAAUUGCAUUUACGCAUAUCUAACCACCUUCGUUAUUAUAAAAAUUAAAUUAUUUAAAUCAAAUUUUUAAAAAACAUUAAAUGAUAUAUGUACAGUAGGACUCUAAUUAUCGAAUUUACUAAAGUUUCAAAAUUCCACUAAAAUUCAUCAAAUCUUUUAAUUCUGCUUUUAAAAACGAAAUUUACAAAAAAAAGGGUCCUACUGUAUAAAUUAGCGACGCGCAUGAAUAUAUAUUUACUUUUUUUUUUAAAUCUUAGCUUGUAGUAAUUAAGUUGUGCAUAUUGUGUUGUUAUUGAAUGACUGUAUAGUUUUAGAUAUUCUAAUUAUCAAGUGUAACAAUUUAAUAAAAAUAAUAAAUAUUUGUACCUACCAUA